Messenger RNA from Didymodactylos carnosus, 1509 nucleotides. NCBI's taxonomy places the organism in Eukaryota, Metazoa, Rotifera, Eurotatoria, Philodinida, Philodinidae. The record is from the annotation of a GenBank genome assembly.
AUGGCAGCGUUACGUACAUUCAUAAAGCGUACAUAUCAAUCAUCAAAACGUGGCGUUUUUGAUUCAACUGAUUCUUCAUCAACAUCAACUUCAUCGACAGGCGUUCAUUUGAUUCAAGACAACAACAACAACAACAACAACAACAACAAUAGUAGUAACAACGGCGGUACAACAAAUGAUGGUUAUAAUUCCAGUUCAAGUCUUGGCUUGAAUGGAUACGAUGAUUUGAAUCGACCACUAAUACAAGCAAAUUCACACAGACAUCAUCAUAGAUCAUCAUCUGCACCAGUUCAACGAAAUCGUCACAGUAAUAGUAGACGAGCCGAGCAAAUGAAUCAAGCAAACAUGACUGAUUCAAAUAAUACAAAUACUUGCCUUAUUGAUAGAAAGUUACCAAAAGAAUUAUUACUAAGAAUAUUUUCUUACUUGGAUUAUCAAUCAUUAUGUCGUUGUGCACAAGUAUCAAAGUAUUGGAAUUCGCUUGCACUUGACGGCAGUAAUUGGCAAAGUAUUAAUCUGAAAACUUUUCAACGCGAUGUUGAAGGUUCUGUACUAGAAAAUUUAAGUAAACGUUGUGGAACAUUUCUGAAACGUCUAAAUAUUGAAAAUUGCAAAAUUAUAACCGAUUUGAAUAUGCGUGUACUAGCAAAUCAUUGCCCAAAUUUGGAUUGUUUAAUCGUAAAGAAUUGCACAAAAUUAUCAAAUACUUCGAGUUGUCCAAAUAUUGAAGUAUGUGAUAUAUCCUGGUGUAUGAAUAUCACCGAAAAUGGAAUACGUUCAUUAGCAGAAUCAUGUCCAAAAUUAACAGUAUUCAAAGCAGAAGGAUGCACACAUAUGACAAACAAUGCUGCUAUUGAAUUAUCAAAAUAUUGCCCCAAAUUAUUAUUUCUUGAUCUUAGCCGAUGUUCGUCAUUAACUGACGAUGGUAUGAUAUCAUUAGCUCAAAGUUGUCAUCAACUUGAAACAUUAAUCAUAGCCAACUGUGGAAGUUUAACAGAUAACACACUAAUCGCACUAGGAAGAAAUUGUCAUCAGCUAAAGCAACUGGACGCAACUCUAUGUCCACAAUUGACAGAUGCUGGUUUCCUAGUUUUGGCUCAAAUAACUGAUGAAACAUUGAAACAUCUUGCUGACAAUUGUCCAAAUCUUCACAUUCUUACAUUAUCCCGCUGCGAACAGAUAACAGAUGAAGGUGUAAGAUAUCUUGGUUCAAGUGCAUGUGCAGGUGAAAAUUUACAUGUAUUAGAAUUAGAUAAUUGUCCGUCAAUAACGGAUAGUUCAAUUGAUCAUUUAUUAACAUGUCAAAGUCUUAAACGAUUAGAUGUCUUUGACUGUCAACAAAUAACAAAAAAUGCUGUCAAAAAGAUUCAGACACGUUAUCCAGAUUUGAAUAUUCAUGCUUAUUUUACUCCGCGAACUCCAACACCGACCGGCCGUGGACGACACACGUGUCCAUGUGUUUGUACAUCGUGCAUACUGUGCCCUGCUACAUGCUGCAUUAUAGUUUGA